Messenger RNA from Perca fluviatilis (European perch), 1685 nucleotides. It is a transcript of the gene hpdb, whose product is annotated as 4-hydroxyphenylpyruvate dioxygenase b. The transcript has 14 exons. Gene Ontology annotation, molecular function: 4-hydroxyphenylpyruvate dioxygenase activity. Lineage: Eukaryota; Metazoa; Chordata; Actinopteri; Perciformes; Percidae. The record is from RefSeq and is a predicted model, not a curated record. Bases 65 to 1246 code for a protein of 393 amino acids. Gene Ontology annotation, biological process: L-tyrosine catabolic process. Gene Ontology annotation, cellular component: Golgi membrane; endoplasmic reticulum membrane.
CAGAAACUUCUCUCUCAGUUUUUAACUUCAGAGUUCAUUCAGAGAGUUUUACCCCGACGGAAACAUGACGACGUACACAGAUAAAGGUGAAAAGCACGAGCGCGGCAGCUUCCUCUGCUUCGAUCACCUGACCUUCUGGGUCGGAAACGCCAAACAGGCGGCGUCCUAUUACUGUAACAAGAUGGGCUUCGAGCCGCUGGCGUACCGCGGUCUGGAGACGGGCAGCCGCGACGUGGUCUCGCACGCCGUCAAACAGGGCAAGAUCGUCUACGUGUUCUCAUCGGCCCUCAACCCUGGAAACAAAGAGAUGGGAGAUCAUCUGGUGAAACACGGAGACGGCGUGAAGGACGUGGCGUUCACCGUGACAGACUGUGACUUCCUCGUGCAGAAAGCCAGAGAGCGAGGAGCGCUGAUCGUCACGGAGCCGCACACGCUGGAGGAUAAGAGCGGGAAGGUCCGGCUGGCCGUGCUGCAGACGUACGGAGACACCACGCACACGCUGGUGGAGCGCAGCGGCUACAGCGGCCUCUUCCUGCCGGGCUUCCACCCCCCGCUGUUCAAAGACCCGCUGCUGGCCACACUGCCAAGCGGAGAGCUGAACUUCAUCGAUCACGUGGUGGGAAACCAGCCGGAGGACCACAUGGUCCCAGCGGUGGACUGGUAUCAGAGGAACCUUCUGUUCCACCGGUUCUGGUCCGUGGACGACAAGCAGCUGCAGACGGAGUUCAGCGCGCUGCGCUCCAUCGUCGUGGCCAAUCACGAGGAGACGGUGAAGAUGCCAAUCAACGAGCCAGCCAUGGGCAAGAGGAAGUCUCAGAUACAGGAGUAUGUGGAGUACUACGGAGGUCCAGGUGUGCAGCACAUAGCCAUGAACACAUCAGAUAUCAUCACUGCAAUCCGUAACCUGAAGCAGCGAGGGAUGGAGUUCAUGAGAGUACCGGACACGUACUACGAGCAGCUGAGAGAAAACCUCCAACACUCAAAGGUCCAGAUCUCAGAGGACCUGGAUGUUCUGCAGGCGCUGAACAUCUUGGUGGACUACGAUGACGAUGGGUAUUUACUCCAGAUCUUCACCAAGCCGGUUCAGGAUCGUCCCACCGUGUUUUUGGAAGUGAUUCAGAGACACAACCACCAGGGCUUUGGAGCAGGAAACUUCAAGUCUCUGUUUGCAGCCAUCGAAGCCGAUCAGAACCUUCGGGGAAAUCUGACGGUCCUGACGCCCAACGGAGACUCAAACAACAUGUGAUCCCAGCGUUCAAACAACAUGUGAUCCCAGCGUUCAAACAACAUGUGAUCCCAGCGCUCACUUCUCUUUAUACUUGUAUAAAUAUACCAAUAACGUGCUACAGUUACAAAUGCACAAAGCUUGUUUUUUUAUCAAAGUUGUUACUCUUUAAUGUCUCUGUGAAUUGCAUGUUUUAUUACAACAGAGUAGUACUUUAUUAUAAUCUCUCCUGAUGUUUCUGGAAGACUUUGUCACAACUUUACAAUGAUUUUCUUUUUUUAAUAUAAAAUGUUAACAAGAAAAAAGACAUUAUUAUGGGACAAGCUUGACUCAAGCAGAACAUCGUUUAGAGCUUUCAGGAAUGAAAACAUUUAACUGUACACCUCUGUUAUCCUUUGUUGUAACAGAAACAUAUCUGUAUGAAUGUGUGAAACUUCAUAAACUGUGAUGUGAAACCAAA